This is a messenger RNA of Aspergillus clavatus NRRL 1, 1065 nucleotides long. Its product is annotated as zinc-binding alcohol dehydrogenase family protein. NCBI's taxonomy places the organism in Eukaryota, Fungi, Ascomycota, Eurotiomycetes, Eurotiales, Aspergillaceae. Bases 1 to 1065 code for a protein of 354 amino acids. The transcript is spliced from 2 exons. Gene Ontology annotation, molecular function: oxidoreductase activity, acting on NAD(P)H. The record is from RefSeq and is a predicted model, not a curated record.
AUGCAGUCGUCCCAGGCAGCCGUCAUCACCCGAUCAUUGGGUCAUGCUGAAUUCAUUGCCAACCACCCGAUUCCAUCCCUCCGCGAUGAUGACAUUCUCAUUCGCACCGCCGCUGUGGCCUUGAACCCGAUCGAUUGGAUGCUUUGUGAGAGUACCCCGUCCGUCAAUGCGGUCAUGGGACAUGAUUAUGCUGGGACCGUCAUAGCAGCGGGAAAAUCGGUCCGGGAGAUGUACAAAAAUGGAGAUCGCGUGUGUGGACUUGUUAAAGGUGCAGACAACACCCGGCCAGAAAGCGGUACCUACGCGGAAUACAUCGUGGCAAAAGCGGCGAUUCAAAUGAGGAUCCCAGACGAUGUGGCUUUUGAGGAUGCAGCCACAGUGGGAGUCGGAGCAACUACAGCUGGGCAGUGUCUGUUUGGACCAUCUUGUCUCAAACUGCAAUGGCCAGGAAAUCAGAGUCAUAGCCAGAGUCGAGAGACAAUCCUAAUAUACGGAGGAAGCACAGCCUCAGGAAGUUGGAUGAUUCAGUUUGCGAAAUUGGCUGGGUACACUGUUCUCACAACAUGUUCCGCAAAAAACUUUGACCUAGUCCGCCACUAUGGAGCAGAUGCAGUCUUUGAUUAUCAUAGCCCUAGGUGUGCCCAAAUGAUCCGUGAGCACACCAACAGUACCCUGAGGAUUGUCUGUGAUACUGUGGCAACUCAGGACUCCACAUGUAUUUGCGAAGAGGUAAUCAGUGAUGAAGGAGGCCUGUAUCAUUCCUUACUCCCAGCCCAAAUGAGGCGUACCGAUGUGAAGAUGACUUUUAUGAAUUGUUGUACCGCAAUUGGUGAAGAAUUUGAGUACGGGCCAGAAUGCAUGAAGAUCCCUAGCAUGCCCUCUGAGUUUGAAUUUGCCAAGAGAUGGACAGGGAUUGUGAGUAUACUGUGGUCUCAGGGAAAGCUCAAAACACCAGUUGUUGAAAAGCGUGAUGGGGGGCUGAGGAAUGUUCUGGACGGCCUGAAAGAUUUGAAGAAUGGCUCUGUUAGUGGCAGAAAGCUUGUGUAUCCUGUUUUGGGUAAUUAG